GUUCAUCAAUAUGGCGGCUGUCAGCCGAUAGCACUUAUGUCAUUUUGCCAUGCUUUAGAUCAAAUUUGACUUUAUUAAUCUGACUCACCGCUUUAUUCGUGACCACAUUUCAAAGGGGAGAUGUUUCAAGCCAUAGGCGGCAGGAGCCUCCAGGCAGCCCGGCUCUGCGCCCGGAAAAGAGCCGUUCUUGUGGAGACGGUCCGCGGCAGAAAGACUCGCAACGACCCGAUAGCCAAGUCCAAAGAGGCACGAAUCAAAACCCCUCCGCCCGUGGACCCGGUGGAGAUGGUGGUCCUGAAAGAGAGAUACUCCGAGUACCAACAGAUUCUAAGUGCCCUUCGUAUGGAAUUCAAAGAGGAGGUGUUGAGGAAGAAGUAUGAAGCUGAGACUGGAACUUUGGCUGAGGAGCGAGCACGGAAAGAGGCAGAGGAGCACCGUGCCCUGAUGGACUGGAACAGAGAGGAAAACCAGCGCAUGCUACAACUCAGGCUGCAGAGGGUUCAAAUCGAGAAAGAGGAAGCAGAACGAAAACAGCUUGAAGCUGCUCUUGAACGGGAACAAAAACAGCAGGAAUUUAUCAAAAUGAAGGAAGAGGAACUUUUACGCUUACAGGAAGAGGCAAAACACUUCAUCACAAUGGAGAAUUUGGAUCAGCGAAUUGAAGAAGCAUUGGACAAUCCCAAGAAUUAUAAUUUUGCCAUUGACAAAGAAGGACGGAUUACUAAACAGACUGUGCUCAAGUGAAACCAAUGGGUGUUUGUCAUGGGGUUUUCAGUAUCAGUUCAGUUCAUUAUUUUGACAUGAACAAUUUGUCCUCAGAGUCACCCACAAAAAAGGUAAUUGGUUUAAAAUGGUUCCUUCCAUAUGGUUACAGUAUUUGCUUUAAAACAUCCACAUUUUUCAGAGGUCUCAAACUUGUCCAAACCUGUUUGUCCAUCAACACACUUUUCCUGUGAGCUGUGCAUCUUAUGUAUUUUGCUUUUAUCAUGGUUAUAUUUUGUAAAUAUAUGUGAUCAUAAUGACUAAAUAGCUUUUCCAUUGUGA
This is a messenger RNA of Boleophthalmus pectinirostris (great blue-spotted mudskipper), 1044 nucleotides long. Its product is annotated as 28S ribosomal protein S26, mitochondrial-like. The record is from RefSeq and is a predicted model, not a curated record. Gene Ontology annotation, cellular component: mitochondrial small ribosomal subunit. The transcript has 4 exons. The coding region runs from base 121 to 744 and encodes 207 amino acids. Lineage: Eukaryota; Metazoa; Chordata; Actinopteri; Gobiiformes; Gobiidae.